UGAUAAAAAUAAACCCAAAUAAAUCGACUAACGAUUUUUUUUCCUAACAAACUUUUUAUGGUUCUCUUCCAGCCGCUGCUGCAAUGCUUCUUCAUUCACUGCUUCAGUCAGCAGAAAAAAAAGAAAAGAAACAUCACACACUUUCGCUUCCAGUAACAAAUUGGUUGGAGUUUUUAGCUCACGCAAACGAUUGCAUUUGCGCUAAGCGUUGAAAUCAAGCGCUCACCACCAACACUACUAGCGCAGCCCAGUGUGAUCAAUGUGCCGGCCAGGCUGGCAUUUAGUAAAGACUUCAACGCGAUCGUACAGUCAAACCUUCAGUCAGCAAAAUGCAACCCUUCCUAGCGGCUGUACUGCGGCUGUGCGUCGGACUGCUGAAGGCUUGGUUGAGCCGUGUUUGGCUUCAGCUGAGACCACCUUCGGCAAACAUCUGCACCGUUACGAUCGGGCCGGGUAAGGUGCGUGGUCUAACGUGUGUGACGGAGGAUGGCACACAUUACCAUCAUUUCAAGGGCAUUCCCUAUGCCGUGCCUCCAGUCGGUGAUCUACGCUUUAUGCCUCCCGUACCGCUGGAAACGUUCCAAAAGCCUGUGUUAGAGUGUUUCGUCGAGGGCAGCAAAUGUUUACAGUACGAUCAGAUUCUUAACGUGCUGGUUGGAUCAGAGGAUGGUUUGUUUCUUAACGUUUACACGCCAAAACUGGCCGGUGAAAACUCUUCCGGACUUCCCGUGAUGGUGUACGUACACGGUGGAGGGUUCCUGAGUGGCAGUGGUGACUCGUUCCUGUACGAUCCAAGCUACUUUAUGGAGCAACGUGUGGUGAUCGUCACAUUCAACUAUCGGCUCGGGCCGCUCGGAUUUCUAAGCUUCCCUGAGGCCGGUAUUGAAGGAAAUGCGGGACUGAAAGAUCAGUUACUGGUGCUACGGUGGAUUCAGCAGAACAUUGCCCCGUUCGGAGGUGAUCCGAACAAUGUUACACUGUUUGGAGAAAGUGCAGGUGCUAAGGCGGCCUAUCUGCACUAUCUUUCUCCUGUUUCCAGGAAAUAUUUCCAUCGUGUGAUCUGCCAAAGUGGUGUCGCUUGUUCCGACUUCGCCCUGCAAGUCGAUCCAAGCGCAAAGGCACGCAAGCUAGCGAAAUGUAUGGGCUAUCACGGUUCCUCUGAUAGCGAAGCUCUAGAUGUCCUCAUGAAAGCAUCGGCCAAGGCUCUAUUAAAACAUCAACUAGAAACUUUAGGAGACGAAGAACAAUAUCAAGAAUUAAAGUUUCCAUUCCGUCCCGUCAUAGAGAGGCCCCAUCCUGGUGCCAUUAUCAUUCAAAAUCCUCUGGAUGCUCUACAAACUGAACUUGAUCCACCCAUUCCCCUGAUUACCGGGUGUAACAGUGGCGAAGGUAUGGUCGCACUGGGAAAAGCUAAGAACCAUCUCCACGAAUACAAUCUCCACCCGGAACGGUUACUUCCUCCCAUGUUACACCUUCCCCCCGGGACAAAUGCAAAUGAGUUGGGCAAAACAGUAAAACAAUUCUACUUCCAAACACGUCCAAUCAGUGACGACACUCUACCAGCGCUGAUGGAUGUCCUAUCGGACAAUGAGUACAUUACCGCAACAGUUACGGCAGCAGAACUGGUGGCCAAAUAUCAACCAAAGGUGAAACAUUACUGUUACUACUUCACGCACGAUGGUCGGUUGGGAAAUACGAAGCAACUGCUAAAUAUGGCUCAGCUACCGGGUGUCUGCCAUGGAGAUGAUGUGUUCUACAUGUUUCGUUCUGCCCUAAAUAUGACCGUGCCGGAUGAUGCGGAUGAAACCCGUGUUCGUAAAGCGUUCGUCAGGAUGUGGAGCAAUUUCGCUUACCUAGGUGAUCCAACACCGGACAAUGGUGACCGAUCAAAGGGAUUGACACGGUGGGACCCGGUAGAACCAUGCCCGUCCGUACGUCCGCUGGUUACAGUGAAACAGGGUAAGGUACGUGGCAUUACCUCGACCUUGCCCAACGGUGGCCAGUAUCACUACUUCAAGGGCAUCCCGUACGCUGAGCCACCGGUUGGGAAGUUACGCUUUAGAUCACCAGUUCCUUUGGAACGAUUCCGCAAACCGAUCGUUGAUUGUUACGCCGAGCGGAUCAAUGGUGUGCAGAAAGAUUUCUUCUCGUCGUAUGUCAGUGGUGCCGAAUCAUGCCUCUACCUAAACGUGUAUACACCCCGCUUACCCGGCGAAGCCGAUACUACCAAAGGUGUUCCCCGGGUACCAGUAAUGGUGUACAUCCAUGGUGGUGGCUUCAUGAGUGGUAGCGGUAGCGGGUUCUUCUGCAAUCCGGAAUACUUCAUCCAACAGGAUGUGCUCGUCGUCACCAUCAACUAUCGGUUGGGACCGUUCGGAUUCCUCUACCUGCCGUCCGCCGGUAUCCCGGGAAAUGCGGGCCUUAAAGAUCAGUUACUCGCACUGAGAUGGGUCAAUGAAAACAUUGCUCAAUUCGGUGGCAAUCCGGACAAUGUAACAUUGUUUGGCGAAAGUGCCGGUAGUAUGUCGGCAUAUUUGCACUACCUCUCGCCAAACUCGAGGAAGUACAUCCAUCGGGUAAUAUGCCAGAGCGGUGUGGCCAUUACGGACUCGUUCUUCCAGGUCGAGCCGGAAGAAAAGGCACGCAAAUUGGGAAGAUUUUUCGGCUACACCGGUAACACCGAUCAGGGCGUGCUUGAAACACUCGAAAAGGUACCAGCAAAAGAGCUGGCAAAACAUCAAAACGAAGCGAUCAGCGAGGCAGAAAAGCAACUGGCCCUGAUCUUCAUUUUCCGCCCGGUAAUCGAACAGCACCAGACAGAUGACAGUAUCAUCACAAAGCACCCGAAGGAUCUGCUCAAGUCCUACGAUACGCUUCGAAUGCCACUGAUGGAAGGUUGUAACGAUGGCGAAGGUAUUUUGGCCUUGCGCAGCCUGGGCAAACGAUGGAAGUCGUUCGAUAAAGCUCCGGAACGGUUUGUACCGGUAUUGUUGGGUAGGUCACCGGAUCUGGACCGGAGUGUCGUAGGUCGUGAGAUCAAGCGAUUCUAUUUCGGCGAUCGCGCCGUAAACGAACGUACGAUCGAUAAGAUGUGCGAUGUUAUGUCCGACAACACGUUCAUCACCAACUCCGUCACCAGUGCCGAAUGGUUGGCAAAGUUUCAACCGAAUGCGCCACACUUUCACUAUCGCUUCACGUUCGAUGGUCGGUUUAGUUUGCUGAAGCGGCUCUUCAUGCUUUCCCAUGUGGCCGGUGCUUGCCAUGGUGAUGAUACGCUGUAUAUGUUCAAUCCCGCAUUCCUGCCGAAACUUCCUCCUAAUAGUGCCGAGUGUCGUGUGCGUGACAUCUUCAUUGCUCUUUGGACCAGCUUUGCAAAGCACGGUGACCCAACGCGCGAAGUGCCCUCAAAUUUGGUCCCGGUACGGUGGGAACCAGUUUCAAAGAUUGCACGCGAUUCGGACGACUUCCAGCUGGAUUGUCUCGAGAUUAACACCGUACCGCGAAUGGUACGAAACCCGGGCGCUGGGCGGAUAAAGUUUUGGCGUGAUCUAUUGAAAAAGUAUCGUACCGACUAUCUGUAACACGCCCCCAAAAACGUGUCAGCCGAGUAUCACCCUGGGAAGCUACAUGGCGAUAUUAACAGCGAGGUGCUAAUGCGUGUAAAACAUCUUACCAAAUAAAUGU
This is a messenger RNA of Anopheles funestus (African malaria mosquito), 3684 nucleotides long. RefSeq lists its product as uncharacterized. Gene Ontology annotation, molecular function: hydrolase activity. The record is from RefSeq and is a predicted model, not a curated record. Bases 330 to 3581 code for a protein of 1083 amino acids. NCBI's taxonomy places the organism in Eukaryota, Metazoa, Arthropoda, Insecta, Diptera, Culicidae. The transcript has 9 exons.